This is a messenger RNA of Penicillium cataractarum, 384 nucleotides long. RefSeq lists its product as uncharacterized. Lineage: Eukaryota; Fungi; Ascomycota; Eurotiomycetes; Eurotiales; Aspergillaceae. The record is from RefSeq and is a predicted model, not a curated record. Bases 1 to 384 code for a protein of 127 amino acids. The transcript has 2 exons.
AUGAGUGUUGGAAUCGGUUCCGCCUUGUUUCGAAGCUUCAUGGAGCUGUUGACGCGACGCGAUGCAACCAUCCCCAUGUCCAUCCUGUCUGGCAACGAGCAAUUGGAUAUUUACAAGGCCCCUAUUGACAGAACUUCCUCGUUCAAGAUCCGGUAUAUACGUAUGCGCCAUUACUCGGUGACGCGUCGCCGAAUCCGACGGCGCAGGAUGAAAGCCCAUGAACGGUGCCGUACAAAGGGACGGUUGGAUAUCUUCGUUCAAGAUAUCUGCUGUGAGCUGCACAAUACUGUGUAUCCUAGGUUGGACAAGAGAAGGACUGCGCCCAUCGAGAAGGGCCUGGUUGAAGCUACAACUAGCAAUGCGAAGGCCAUUUGCUCGGUCUAA